CAAUUGUUCUCAAAGCAAAGUAACAGAAACAACAACAAUAGAAAGCUAAGAAAAUGUCAUUUACGGGAACAUUAGACAAAUGCAAAGCUUGUGAUAAGACGGUUUAUUUUGUUGAUUUAUUGUCCGUGGACGGAGUCACUUACCAUAAAACAUGCUUCCGGUGCAGCCAUUGCAAUGGAUCGCUCGUGAUGAGCAACUACUCCUCCAUGGAUGGAGUCUUGUAUUGCAAGACUCAUUUUGAACAACUUUUUAAAGAAUCUGGAAAUUUCAGCAAGAACUUUCAAACAACAUCAAAACCAGAAAGAGACAAUUCAUCGGCAAAGACACCAAGCAAGUUAUCAUUUGUGUUCUGUGGGACUCAAGACAAAUGUAGAGCUUGCGACAAAACUGUUUAUCCUCUCGAAAAGAUGACAAUGGAAGGAGAACCAUAUCACAAGUCUUGCUUCAAAUGUGCUCAUGGAGGGUGUCCUCUAACGCACUCAUCAUAUGCUGCCCUUGAUGGCAUAUUGUAUUGUAGGCACCAUUUUGCUCAACUCUUCAUGGAAAAGGGGACUUUCUCUCAUGUUCUCCAAGCUGCAAACCAAAAGAAAAACCCCCCUGCCUCCUCAUCCGAAGAGCAACCCGAUCAACAAGAAGAGCAACAUGAUCAACAAGAAGAGCAACAAGAGGAGCAACAACCAUCACAAGACGACAGUGAAACUAACGAUGAAAGCCAAACCGAGCCACCACCACCACCCGAGGAUGAACAACCCAAAGAAGAAGAAGAAGAAGAAGAAAAGGAAGAAGAAGAAAGAGAAGAAGAGCAAUCAAAAACAGAAUAAUCA
This is a messenger RNA of Erigeron canadensis, 824 nucleotides long. Its product is annotated as LIM domain-containing protein PLIM2b-like. Gene Ontology annotation, biological process: actin filament bundle assembly. Gene Ontology annotation, cellular component: actin cytoskeleton; plasma membrane. NCBI's taxonomy places the organism in Eukaryota, Viridiplantae, Streptophyta, Magnoliopsida, Asterales, Asteraceae. Gene Ontology annotation, molecular function: actin filament binding. The record is from RefSeq and is a predicted model, not a curated record. The transcript is spliced from 5 exons. Bases 54 to 821 code for a protein of 255 amino acids.